Messenger RNA from Ilyonectria robusta, 1776 nucleotides. RefSeq lists its product as uncharacterized. Bases 1 to 1776 code for a protein of 591 amino acids. NCBI's taxonomy places the organism in Eukaryota, Fungi, Ascomycota, Sordariomycetes, Hypocreales, Nectriaceae. The transcript has 3 exons. Gene Ontology annotation, molecular function: oxidoreductase activity. The record is from RefSeq and is a predicted model, not a curated record.
AUGGAAAACAUUGACUUCGUGGUUAUUGGUGCCGGUUGGGCCGGUCUUGCGGCCGCAAAGGCUCGUCACCAGCUUCACCCAGAGGAGUCAGUGGCUAUCCUGGACUCCUCAGCCACCGCGGGAGGCACCUGGGCGGCGCACCGACUAUACCCGGGGCUCAAGAGUAACAACAUGCUCGGAACUUAUGAGUACCCAGACUUCCCUAUGGACCCGGAGGUCUUUGGCGUGCAGCCGGGCCAGCAUAUUCCAGGAGCGGUGGUGCACGAGUACCUGAACAAGUACGCCGAGAAGUUCGACAUCCAUGACAAGAUCCGCUUCGAGCACAAGGUCGAGUCGGCCGAGCACCAGGAGCUCGGGGGCUGGAUCAUCACGGCCCGUGACGUCAAAGCCGACAAGGAGGUCAAGAUCGCGGCCAAGAGGCUUGUUGUGGCGACGGGUCUUACGUCUGAGGCUUUCCUGCCCACCUUCGAGGGCCAGGAGCAGUUCGGCGCCCCCCUAUUCCACGGCAAGGACUUUCUCGACUACGCGGAAACUCUUGAGACGGCCAAGUCCGUGACCGUCUUUGGAGGUACCAAGACGGCGUGGGAUCUUGUCUACCAGUAUGCCAUCAAGGGCAUCGAGGUGAACUGGGUCAUCCGAGAAACCGGCCAUGGCCCCGUCUGGAUGGCUCCCCCCUACGUCACGCCGCUCAAGAAGUGGCUCGAGAAGCUGGUGCACACCCGCAUGCUCACCUGGUUCAGCCCAUGCAGCUGGGGUGACGCCGAUGGCUACGUGACGACGCGCAGCUGGUAUCACGGUAGCGCCAUCGGCCGCGCCCUCGUCAACCAGUUCUGGAAUAUCCUGGGCAGCGAUGUCGUCGCGCUCAACCAGUUCGAUGCCCACCCGGAGACGGCCAAGCUCAAGCCGUGGAGCCAGGCCUUCGGCAUAGCGUCCGGCCUGUCCAUCCUCAACUACGAGACCGACUUCUUCGAGCUGGUCAAGAACGGCACCGUCAAGGUGCACAUCGCCGACAUCAACGGCCUCUCGGAGCGCAAGGUGCACCUCUCGGACGGCACCACGCUGGAGACAGACCUGCUGUGCUGCUCGACCGGUUGGAAGCAUGUGCCUCCCAUCAAGUUCCUGCCCGAGGGCAUCGCCAAGGAGCUAGGCAUCCCUCACACCCCAUCCGCCACGUCGUUCCCGCCGCAGGAGUUGGUGGACAAGAUCGACAAGGAGAUCCUGCAUCGGUUCCCCCGACUCAAAGACCAUCCGGUACAGAACGCAAAGUACGAGCCGCUGCUAGACAACAAGGGCGUGUCGAGCAAGGACGCCAUCACCCCAUCAACGCCGCUGACGCCUUACACACUGUACCACUUCAUGGCGCCGCCCUCGACCAAGUUCCUGGCGACGCGGGACGUGGCAUUUGCGGGCAUCCUGAUGAACAUCACCGUGUCGACAAUUGCACACGCGCAGUCCCUCUGGAUCAACGCCUACUUCGACGGCAAGAUCGCAAACCUGCCGAGCGGCACGCCCUCCCCCGAGGAGGUGGCCGCGUUCCAGCACGAGGCGGUCCUCCACAGCCGGUUCUGCAAGUGGCGAUAUCCCGCCGGCUACGGCCACAAGUACCCGGACUUCAUCUUCGACGCGGUGCCGUACCUGGACCUGCUGCUGACGGACAUGGGGCUCAACAAGUAUCGCAAGGGCGGCGGCAUGGCGGCCGAGGCCACGGACCCGUACGGGCCGGAAGACUACCGGGGCUUGGUGGAUGAGUGGAAAGAGAAGCAUGUGGAGGCGUGA